Molecule: messenger RNA, 426 nt
Organism: Medicago truncatula (barrel medic)
Lineage: Eukaryota; Viridiplantae; Streptophyta; Magnoliopsida; Fabales; Fabaceae
Exons: 1
Coding region: 1-426 (141 amino acids)
Biological process (GO): negative regulation of catalytic activity
Molecular function (GO): enzyme inhibitor activity
Source: RefSeq, a predicted model, not a curated record
AUGACUUUACGAUCAUCAAUUAACCAUAGAUCUAAAGAAGAUAUUGCUGGAUUUGCUCGUCUUACCCUUGAGAUUGUCAAAGCCAAUGCCUCUUUAACAUUGGAGCACGUACAAAAGGGUUAUAUACAACAAACAAAUGGACUAGAACAAAAAAGGGCCAUGAGGGAUUGUAUUGCUUUAUACAACAUGAUAGUGAAUGUACAUCUGCGAGAGGCUUUAAAUGCUAUGGAAAAAUAUGAUUAUAAGAUUGUUAAACAAAGGGUUUAUGCUGCUAGCAUACAAGCUGAGAUAUGUGAGAAUAAAUUCAAAAAUUCGUUGACAAAGCCUUUAAAGGAUACAAACCGAUAUGUGCAAAACCUGUGUAUUAUUGCUGCGUCCAUUGUUAACAAAUUGCUUUUGCAAAACCACCUAACCUCUGCUUAUUAA